AAGAAGCUCAGAGAGAGGUGUUCUUCGUCAUCUCUGAAUCUUCUCUCAAAUUUUGUCUUGGAGGGCCUUAACCCUAGCGAGCUUUUGCUCCUCCACUUUUCUUUGAAACAGAGAUGGCUUCUAUGGCUGCGUUGACUCUGCCGUCUUCUUCUUCGUCGUCGUCGUUGUCGUCUCUGUUCUCUGUUGGCUCCCUCGACCAUGGUGCUUUUGUUUCGAACGAGUCUCGCAUUCGAAUGUGUUCCAAUGGCGGAGUUAGAUGUGAUCUGUCCGAGUCUUUGAAGCAUGUGAACGGUAAACCAACAAUUCCAAUUGUUACUGAACGGACGCUACCCAAGUUCUUGGAAUCAGCACGCAUGGAGCAAAGAGUUGAUAGAAGUAGUACGCGUUUGAAAUUGUUUUCUGGCUCUGCAAAUCGUUUACUUUCACAGGAAAUUGCCUGCUACAUGGGGCUGGAGCUUGGAAAGAUUAACAUUAAGCGGUUUGCUGAUGGUGAAAUAUAUGUUCAAUUGCAAGAAAGUGUUAGGGGAUGUGAUGUAUUCCUAGUACAGCCAACCUGCCCCCCAGCUAAUGAGAAUCUCAUGGAGCUUUUAAUUAUGAUAGAUGCUUGUAGGAGAGCCUCGGCCAAAAAUAUUACUGCUGUGAUUCCAUAUUUUGGAUAUGCUAGAGCCGAUAGAAAGACUCAAGGGCGUGAAUCGAUUGCUGCGAAGCUUGUUGCCAACAUCAUUACUGAAGCUGGGGCAAAUCGUGUUCUUGCUUGCGAUCUUCAUUCUGGACAAUCCAUGGGUUACUUUGAUAUUCCUGUGGAUCAUGUAAAUUGCCAUCCCGUGAUUCUUGACUAUCUUGCCAGCAAGAGGAUUUGUUCUAGUGAUCUGGUAGUGGUUUCUCCUGAUGUUGGAGGAGUUGCCAGAGCACGUGCUUUUGCUAAAAAAUUAUCUGAUGCACCAUUAGCCAUAGUGGAUAAGAGGCGCCAUGGUCACAAUGUUGCUGAGGUAAUGAACCUGAUUGGUGAUGUAAAAGGAAAGGUUGCAGUUAUGGUUGAUGACAUGAUUGACACAGCUGGAACUAUUACAAAAGGGGCUGAACUGCUACAUCAAGAGGGGGCCAGAGAAGUUUAUGCUUGUUGCACCCAUGCUGUUUUCAGCCCCCCUGCCAUUGAGAGGUUGUCCAGUGGCUUUUUUCAAGAGGUGAUUGUUACAAACACAAUUCCAGCCCCCAAAAGUCACUUCCCUCAGUUGACAGUCCUCUCAGUCGCAAACUUGAUGGGUGAAACCAUUUGGCGUGUUCAUGAUGAUUGUUCGGUGAGUAGUAUUUUUCAAUGAUGGAAUUACAGAACUUCAGUCUGUCGCUACUCCCUUAUUUGUGGAGGUUCUGUGGCCAGCUUAUUUUAUAAUUGGCAUAUAGUUAGUUCCCGUUAAUGCGACAAAGAAAAGGAAAAAAAAAAAGAACCGCCCUUAAUUUAUAGCUUGGACUAAGUCCUUGGCUUAAUGCCAUAUUUACUAGAAAAAGGGAAAAGGAGAGGGAGGGUUGCCAAUCUCAUGACAGAUUAUAUGUAAUACUAGGAGGUAGUUAGCAUAAAUUACUGCUUUUCAGCAUUGGAAGUGAGCAUUGUGAACUCUAAAUCAAGGUUUCCUGUCAUUCAGUUUCCUUGAAUGUAUAAAUAUUUGAGUCUCAUUUUCAUUGUGUUAAAUGAGAAGCAUUUGCAAUUUUGAGUC
Messenger RNA from Benincasa hispida (wax gourd), 1712 nucleotides. RefSeq names its product ribose-phosphate pyrophosphokinase 1. Gene Ontology annotation, cellular component: ribose phosphate diphosphokinase complex; cytoplasm. Gene Ontology annotation, molecular function: magnesium ion binding; ribose phosphate diphosphokinase activity. Lineage: Eukaryota; Viridiplantae; Streptophyta; Magnoliopsida; Cucurbitales; Cucurbitaceae. The record is from RefSeq and is a predicted model, not a curated record. Gene Ontology annotation, biological process: purine nucleotide biosynthetic process; ribonucleoside monophosphate biosynthetic process; 5-phosphoribose 1-diphosphate biosynthetic process.